Cydia fagiglandana is the source of this 1249-nucleotide messenger RNA. RefSeq names its product serine/threonine-protein phosphatase 6 catalytic subunit (gene PpV). Gene Ontology annotation, molecular function: protein serine/threonine phosphatase activity. The record is from RefSeq and is a predicted model, not a curated record. Gene Ontology annotation, cellular component: cytoplasm. Gene Ontology annotation, biological process: G1/S transition of mitotic cell cycle. The coding region runs from base 269 to 1180 and encodes 303 amino acids. NCBI's taxonomy places the organism in Eukaryota, Metazoa, Arthropoda, Insecta, Lepidoptera, Tortricidae. The transcript has 6 exons.
CAUUGUUACACCCAAGUUUUGCGCUACUCUUACACACUUUUGCCUUGUUGUAGUCAUUAUACUAAUAUACGAACCAUUCCGCAUACAAAAACGAUUACAACUGCUGCAUUUAACAUAGCAGUCAAUAAGAAUCCUCCUCUACCUGAUCUCGAAGUCUCGAGAAGUUUAGUUUUUUUGUUCAAGUUUGCCAUCGGGCUUUGUUCUGGUCUGUAAGCAAGAUCCUGGGAACUCACUAAACUCGCAAUCGUAUAUUUACAAUUUAUCUAAGAUGACUGACGUGGAUAAGUGGAUCGAGAUCGCAAAACGGUGUAAAUACCUGCCUGAAGACGAUCUACGGGAGUUGUGCAAUAUUGUGUGUGAUUUGUUACUUGAAGAGCCUAAUGUUCAGCCGGUGCAGACGCCUGUUACGGUGUGUGGGGACAUACAUGGACAGUUUUAUGACUUGGAAGAACUAUUCAACAUAGGUGGUCAAGUGCCGCAGACCAAGUACAUAUUCAUGGGGGACUAUGUUGACCGCGGAUAUUACAGUCUUGAAACACUGACCUUACUCAUGGCUCUGAAAGCCAGGUAUCCAGAUAGAAUCGUGUUGCUAAGGGGCAACCAUGAAACCUCACAAAUAACCAAAGUGUACGGAUUUUACGAUGAGUGUUUUAAUAAAUAUGGCAAUACGAAUGCUUGGAAGGACUGCUGUAGGGUGUUUGAUUUACUGACGGUGGCAGCGCUAAUAGACGAGACAGUGCUCUGCGUGCACGGCGGACUGUCCCCAGAGAUAUCGAUGAUCGACGAGAUCCGCUGUAUAGAGAGGAAUCAGCAGAUCCCCCACAAGGGAGCCUUCUGCGACCUGCUGUGGUCCGAUCCGGCGGACGUAGAGAUGUGGUCGGUGAGCCCCCGCGGUGCGGGAUGGCUGUUCGGCAGCUACGUGACUGAACUUUUCAUGAACUACAAUAAUUUGAAUUUGAUAUGUCGGGCUCAUCAGCUCGUCAACGAAGGUUACAAAUACAUGUUUGACAAGCGGCUAGUGACUGUUUGGUCGGCACCAAACUAUUGCUAUCGCUGCGGCAACGUCGCCUCCAUAAUGGAGUUCAAAACUGUCUCUUUCCGAGUUGCAAAACUAUUCCAAGCAGUCCCCGACGCCGAACGAGAAGUGCCCCCACAGCAUACCACCCCUUAUUUUUUAUAAGGAUAAAACAAGUAUUAAAUACAGUAUGUAGUGAAAUAAUUAUCAUAUGUAUGUAAUAUUUUGUACAUU